Messenger RNA from Neodiprion fabricii, 3153 nucleotides. Its product is annotated as juvenile hormone esterase-like. The record is from RefSeq and is a predicted model, not a curated record. NCBI's taxonomy places the organism in Eukaryota, Metazoa, Arthropoda, Insecta, Hymenoptera, Diprionidae. Bases 830 to 2551 code for a protein of 573 amino acids. The transcript is spliced from 7 exons.
UGAAGUUCCCGAGUUUAUUCCGUUUGUUGUUAGUCCUUAAGAGUCGUCGCAGCCGAGCGGAGGUUCAGCCGUCUCCUGAUGACCGCAACCGCUGUAACACGUGGUUUCGGAAUUGCCUAUCGUCAGGCUAAGCCGCGAAAGACCGUUUGAAUUAUAUUUUCACCUUGAAACAGCAAUGAUAAUAUUUUCUCACGCUGAUAGUUAGAAUUUUCUUUCAACUAUACUAUAAAACUUAAUGCACCGCGAGUAAUAACGAACGAAUGUAUAAAUUCCGUGCUAAAGUUCAAGCGCUCAACUGAACAAUUCGUAUCGCGAUAUUUAAGAAUUAUUUAUUUACUAAACAAUGAACGCAUUGUUUUACAACCGGUGCGAAACUUAACCCUGCAUCUUCCACAUUGUUUAUAAAUCAUUUGUCGUGAAAAGAUUAUUUAUCAAGUGACCUUUUCAUUUAUCAAAAGUUUUUACGUGGUUAGUUUGAAAACGAUUGUUAGCGAUAUUGUCUACGAGAAAAGCUGCGAAAUUUAAUACUGACCGCAAACACUAAUUGACACUACUCACCGAGCGGUUAACCGGUUCGUACAGUGUGUGCAAAUAAAAUAUUGUCAAAUUAUAAACAGUCAAAAUCAUGCCGAGCAUGUAUAAUUCUAAAACAACAUAGUUGCGUUGAAAAUUCAUGUGUUUAAAUCGAAGACGAUCUAUCUAUAAGAGAAAAAAGACACAUAACUAGAUUGAAGAAAAAAAAUUCAACAAUUGCGCGGGAAACGAGACUGUCGAAAAUUCCUGGUAAAAUUUAAUUAACGAAAUAAUAGUGACAAGCAAGUUUUGAAAAAUGUUUGAAAGUGGGAAGUUAUUUUUCUUAGCCUCUUUAUUUAUGCUCAAUCACGGUGACACGAUCGGGUCUAAUCAAUAUGUACCUGAAAUACCGCAAUACGCGGAAAAUUUAGUACCAGACGCUGGCGCGCCAAAUUUCCCUGUCAUUCGUUUGAAUUUGGGAUAUGUAAGAGGUCAAUGGUUGACCUCUGCACGCGGUAAAAGAUUCGCGGCGUACAAAGGAAUACCUUACGCGCAAUCACCGCUGGGAAACCUCCGUUUCGAACCACCGCAAGAUAAGAAGCCUUGGCAAGGUAUUCGGAACGCUUUUAACCACGGACCUCAAUGCCCUCAACUACUGUAUCUGGUGAACAAAAUUGUUGGCAACGAGGACUGUCUCUAUAUGAAUCUUUACGUACCUCAGGCGAACGGAAGCCGCGAGCCAAGAAGCUCCAACGACGAACUCCUGCCGGUGAUAUUCUUCAUCCAUGGUGGGGCUUGGGUUAUCGGUGCCGGGGACAUGGACGACUACCUCUAUGGUCCGGAUCGAAUAAUGGAUGAGGACGUAAUCGUUGUGACGAUAAAUUACCGACUCGGAGCCUUGGGAUUUCUGUACCUUCAGGACAUGAUUCCGGGGAACAUGGGAAUGAAGGACCAGUCGAUGGCGCUCAAACUGAUACAAAAAAACGCGAGGUCCUUUGGCGGGGAUCCGAACCGGAUUGUUAUCAUGGGAGAAAGCGCUGGUGGUGCCUCCGCCGAAUUUCAUACACUGAAUCCAGAAUCGAGGAAAAUCAUGUUCGGCGCAAUUGCUCAGAGUGGUUCGGCCCUCGCUCCUUGGGCCUGGACGAGACCCGAUGUCCUGAAUAUCAGGACCCGCCGUUUGGCCAGACUUUUGAGAUGUCCAACCAAAGGGCAGCCCGGCGAUCUUCUUGAAUGUCUCAAGAGAGCCCAUCCCGCAGAAAUCGUUCGCUAUCAGAUUUUCACCGAUUGGUCAAUUCUACAAAUUCCCAUCGGAAUCUCUUUCACGCCAACCGCUGAACCGAGGGAAACGCCAAAUAAAUUUCUCGAUGAUUGUCCGAGGAACCUUUUGAUUCGACUUCAAGACUCCCGUCCGAAGAUACCCUAUUUGACAGGUUACAACACUGUAGAGGGUCAAUUUUUCACAAAAAUAAGUGUUGGCCUCAUCGAUUCUGUCCUACAAUCAACUGUCAGAAGACUUGCGGGACUUCCUAAAGAACCGACGACCGUCGCGUAUUUAAAAACAAAACCUGUCCUCAAACAGCCGACGCCGAAAAUUGUCGACAGCGUUAUAGGUGAAUGGCAGUUCAAAACUCCGAUCAUAGACUCGGCUCGACAUCAUUAUUCGGGCGGAUCCAACGUCUUCCUUUACCAUUUCUCGUAUACCGGGAGGAAUAACUUCGUGAGACUCUUCUGGGACAACAGCCAACCGCCAACGCACAUGGACGAACUGACUUAUUUGUUCAAGGGACGUGGAUUGUUCGGGAAACUUCCGAUACUGGAGAACGCGUCACCGGAAGCGGCGGUUUCCCAGCGUUUGUUACGAAUGUGGACUAACUUUGCUAAAACUGGUAACCCAACACCGAGGAACAGCUCCGGAAUCGAUAUUUACUGGCCUUCGAGGCCGUCUCAGCUGCUUCUUAUCGGGACAGAAUUGAAGGUACGCGAUUCUCCGCUUCAAACUAGUUGGAGCAGUUUUAUCGACCAGCAAUGCUUUCUGUAGGUCUCAAACUUGUCAGUGAAUAAUAUUUAUUACAAAAAACUGUGAAUUAUACGCUUUGAUAAAUAAUAUUUAAUAAAUAAGCUGCGGUUACGCGACACGGAUGUCGUCGGUAAUUACAAUUAUACGUGUGCGUGUGUGUGUGUGUGUGCGUAGUGAAUUAUUUAUGAUAUCCUCUAAAUAAGGUUGUCAAGAUCUUGCCCAAUGUAAAUACUUAGCCAGGUGUACCUAAAUCCUCAAGUACUCUUAUAUCAAUAAGUUAUUUAAAAUUAUUAGGUAAAUAAUUCCGGAAAAAACGGUUACGAAUCCGACUGUGUUAAAUGAUCCUAAAUACUACGAUAUAAUUUAUUUAAAAUUUUAUAAUACAAAUAUACAUACCUUAUAGAUAUACUAAGUUUACAAUAUUUAUAUUCGUUGUCAAGAUAAUGCAAUACGAUUGUCAUAAUAACCAAUACAGUUAUGAACUACGAUGCGAUGCCAAAUUUAAUUUAAAAAUAUCCAACGACUUACGUACGCGUUAUGUUUCACUGUCAUGUGUAUAUACAUACUUAAACGUAUGUGUUACCCCUAAGAGUGUAAACGAAAAUACAUUGCAAAUAAAUAAC